Messenger RNA from Mirounga angustirostris (Northern elephant seal), 8224 nucleotides. It is a transcript of the gene CHD1L, whose product is annotated as chromodomain helicase DNA binding protein 1 like. The record is from RefSeq and is a predicted model, not a curated record. Gene Ontology annotation, cellular component: nucleus. Gene Ontology annotation, molecular function: ATP-dependent chromatin remodeler activity; DNA helicase activity; ATP binding. The coding region runs from base 34 to 2742 and encodes 902 amino acids. The transcript has 23 exons. Gene Ontology annotation, biological process: DNA repair; chromatin remodeling. Lineage: Eukaryota; Metazoa; Chordata; Mammalia; Carnivora; Phocidae.
CGGGCGCCGCGGGGCGGGGCGUCUCUGGGCAGCAUGGAGAGCGCGGGUCCUGCGGCGUGUGGGGGCCACAUGCCUGGCUUCCUACGUGCCCUUCAGACCCGGAGCCGAGGCGAGGCGGCGCGGGCACGGGUGCGGGAGCAGGACCUAAGGCAGUGGGGCCUGACAGGGAUUCAUCUACGCUCUUAUCAACUGGAGGGAGUCAACUGGCUCGCUGAGUGCUUCCAUGGUCAGAAUGGCUGCAUCCUGGGAGAUGAGAUGGGCCUGGGUAAGACCUGCCAGACUAUUGCUCUCUUCAUUUACUUGGCAGGAAGAUUAAAUGAUGAAGGACCAUUUCUGAUUCUUUGCCCCUUGUCCGUUUUGAGCAACUGGAGAGAAGAGAUGGAGAGAUUUGCUCCAGGUCUUUCCUGUAUAACGUAUGCAGGUGACAAGGAGGAGAGAGCCCAUCUACAGCAAGAUCUAAAACAAGAGUCACAUUUUCAUGUGCUGCUAACUACCUAUGAGAUUUGCUUGAAAGAUUCAUCAUUUCUAAAAUCCUUCCCUUGGAGUGUUCUUGUUGUGGACGAAGCUCACAGGUUGAAAAACCAAAGCUCCUUGCUGCAUAAGACACUUUCAGAGGUAUUUGAGUUCUCAGUAGUCUUCAAUCUCCUGUUGACCGGAACUCCCAUCCAGAACAGCCUCCAAGAGCUCUACUCUCUCCUCAGUUUUGUGGAGCCUGAUCUCUUUCCCAAGGAGCAGGUGGGAGAUUUUGUUCAGCAUUACCAGGAUGUUGAGAAGGAGUCUGAGUCAGCAAGUGAACUACACAAACUCUUGCAGCCAUUUCUGUUGAGGCGGGUGAAAGCUGAGGUAGUUACAGAACUUCCCAAGAAGACAGAGGUAGUGAUAUACCACGGCAUGUCAGCAUUGCAGAAAAAAUACUACAAGGCCAUUUUGAUGAAAGACCUAGAUGCAUUUGAAAAUGAGAUGGCAAAGAAAGUUAAACUUCAGAACGUCUUGUCCCAGCUUCGAAAGUGUGUGGAUCACCCAUAUCUGUUUGAUGGUGUGGAACCAGAGCCUUUUGAAAUUGGAGACCACCUGAUUGAGGCCAGUGGGAAACUUCAUCUACUGGAUAAGCUGCUUGCAUUCCUGUAUUCCAGGGGCCAUCGAGUUUUACUUUUCUCCCAGAUGACCCAGAUGUUGGAUAUUCUCCAAGACUACAUGGACUAUAGAGGGUACAGCUACGAGCGUGUGGAUGGGUCUGUGAGAGGAGAAGAGAGACACCUGGCCAUUAAGAACUUCGGACAGCAGCCCGUUUUUAUUUUUCUCCUGAGUACCAGGGCAGGAGGAGUUGGCAUGAACUUAACGGCUGCAGAUACCGUUAUUUUUGUCGACAGUGAUUUCAAUCCGCAGAAUGACUUGCAGGCAGCUGCCAGGGCUCAUCGGAUUGGCCAGAACAAGUCUGUUAAAGUUAUUCGGCUGAUUGGCCGAGACACUGUGGAGGAAAUAGUCUGUAGGAAAGCAGCCUCCAAACUGCAGCUUACCAACACAGUCAUAGAGGGAGGCCAUUUUACUCUGGGGGCCCAGAAACCUGCAGCGGAUGCUGAGCUCCAGUUGAGUGAGAUACUCAAAUUCGGUUUGGAUAAAUUGCUGUCAUCUGAGGGGGGCACCAUGGAUGAAAUAGAGCUGGAGACGAUCCUGGGAGAAACAAAAGAUGGCCAGUGGAUCUCUGAUGCCUUGCCUACAACAGAAGGAGGAGUCAGGGAGCAGGAGGAAGGCAAAAACCAUAUGUACUUAUUUGAAGGUAAAGAUUAUUCCAAGGAGCCUAGUAAAGAAGAUAGAAAAUCAUUUGAGCAACUGGUGAACCUUCAGAAAACCCUUUUGGAGAAAACUACGCAAGAGGGCCGGUUACUCCGAAAUAAAAGCAGUGUUCUCCACCCAGGCCUUGCGGAGGGGUCUACCAAAAGGAAGCGGAUUCUGAGCCCAGAGGAACUGGAGGACAGAAGGAAGAAGAGACAAGACGCAGCAGCCAAGAGAAAGAGAAUAAUGGAGGAGAAGAAGAGGAAAAAGGAAGAAGCAGAACACGAGAAAAAGAUGGCCUGGUGGGAGUCCAACAAUUACCAGUCCUUCUGCCUGCCUUCUGAGGAGAGCGAACCAGAGGACCUAGAGGACAGGGAAGAGGAGAGCUCUGCGCAGCUGGAUUAUGAAGAUCCAGAUUCAAGUGCCAUCAAGUAUGUUAGUGGUGAUGUCACCCACCCACAGGCUGGGGCAGAGGAUGCUGUCAUCGUGCACUGCGUAGAUGACUCUGGUCGCUGGGGCAGAGGUGGUUUAUUCACAGCUUUGGAAACACGAUCUGCUGAGCCACGAAAAAUAUAUGAGCUGGCUGGGAAAAUGAAAGACUUGAAUUUGGGAGGCGUCCUUUUAUUUCCUAUUGAUGAUAAAGAGUCAAGAAACAAAGGGCAAGAUUUGUUGGCCUUGAUUGUGGCUCAGCACCGUGAUCGCUCCAAUGUCCUGUCUGGCAUUAAGAUGGCAGCCCUAGAAGAGGGCCUGAAGAAGAUCUAUUUAGCAGCAAAGAGAAAGAAAGCGAGUGUUCAUCUUCCACGCAUUGGACAUGCCACGAAAGGUUUUAACUGGUAUGGUACUGAGCGACUGAUUCGGAAACACUUGGCUGCAAAAGGCAUCCCAACUUACAUCUAUUACUUUCCUAGAAGCCAGGCAGCUCUUCUUCAACCACAGUCCUCUUCUUCCUCGGGACAGAUGGUGCCUUAACAGUUGGCCAGUGUCACAGUCAGCAUUCAGCAAGCAGUUAAUAUUUGCCCAGAGCUACUGAAUUAGAGUGUUUCAAAAAGGAGUCCAGAUCUGAGAAACUGUGUUUUCUGAAUUCUCAUUUUGUUCUCCAGGAUGUGUUACUCUGAUUUGGUACCUGUAAUACAGGGAUGCACACCUUAAUUGGGAAAGUCCUCUGGCACUUUGCCAGGACUCCAGUUUGCAUAGUUACUUGCAUAAUAAAUUUUCUGUCUGUAAUGGUUUCAUGGCUUUCUUUCUCCUCAAUCCAGUUUUCUUCCCCUCCAUCAGACUUACUCCUUUACAGAGGACUAGGCUGUGGAUUAAGGAGAAAUGAAACCGGUUGCUGUGGGAGAAGGAAGCACCUUCAGCCCAUUUAUGCCUUGGGAAGACAGGACUCUGCAGGGCAGAUACUGAGAAGUGAGAUUCCUGAUCCAGAUGAGUGGAGCCCUUCCUGCCCUUCUUUUCACACUGCUUAGCAUCAAGCUCUAGAAGACAAAACAUUGGCCUAGAGGCCUGUCAAAUGUGACUUCAGAGAAACCAGAGGAUCACCUUUCCCCCUUCCCACCAAAUUGAAUUCAGCUUAAAGAAAAGGGAAUUGUGGGAAUGGCACAAAGCACAGAAUGAUGACUAGUGUUAUUAGGGAGGGCAGGGGCUGAGAACUCCAAGGGAAUGAGUCUUGGGGGGAGACAGUAUAUAAACUGUGGCUUUUCCUACUUUUGUAUAUAAAGCCUCAGUCUUAAGAGGCUGACUAUCGGGGCACCUGGGUGGCUCAGUUGGUUAAGCAACUGCCUUCGGCUCAGGUUAUGAUCCUGGGGUCCUGGGAUUGAGCCCUGCAUUGGGCUCCCUGCUCAGCCAGAAGCCUACUUCUCCCUCUCCCUCUCCCCCUACUGGUGUUCCCCCUCAGGCUAUCUCUCUCUCUCUCUGUCAAAUAAAUAAAUAAAUAAAUAAAUAAAUAAAUAAAUAAAAAUAAAUAAUAAAAAAUAAAUAAAAAAUAAUAAAUAAAAAUAAUAAAUAAAAAUAAUAAAAAAUAAUUAAUAAAAAAUAAUAAAUAAAAAAUAAAAUAAAUAAAUAAAAUCUUUAAAAAAAAAACAACUGACUAUCCUCAACCAGCCUGACUUAUGCUGCUUUUAGGACCUCAACACCCUGAGUCCUGCAGAGACCUCUUCAGAAGCCCCAGCCCUGGGCCCUUGAUUUCAAGGAACCCUGGCUAGUGGGGCAGCCAGCCAGGACCAGGACCUUCUAAGGAAGGUGGUAUCUAUAGCACCUGGGUCGUGCUGUUCUAUUUGACUCCCUCCCUGGCACUUUCACCCUUCGACAAUUUAGCAUCUGUGUCGAAGACCUAUUAGACCCUAAAUUCAUGAUUCCUUCAUUUUUUUUUUCCUCCUAAAACUUCUUUCCUUUUUUAGAGAGAAUCCAAAGCAGGCUCCAUGCCCAGCAUGGAGCCCAAUGCAGGGCUUGUUUUCAACCCUGAGAUCAUGACCUGAGCCAAAAUCAAGAGUCAGAAGUUCAACUGACUGAGCCACCCAGGUGCCCCAAACUGCUUUCAUUUUUGCUGCCUCUUAAUUCCUACUCUUACUGCUAGGCCUUGACAUACAGGUUAUUAUCAUAACUUUAACCUCUUGACUGGCAUCUUGUCUCUCCUAUAACUAAACACAGAAUUGGAACUCUUUAAAGGGAGGAUAGUGAAACUUAACCUAAUGCACAGGUAAAUUGUCAGACCUUCAGAAGCAGCCUCGGUACAAAUUGGUGAGGUAUUAGCAAAAUCAAAGAAAACUUGAUUUGCAGAAGCUCUAUGCUCUCCUGGAAAGCUGUGCUCACUUCUGAGGGCAGCGUGCACAGGGCCAACUGGGGAUGUUUCUGAACAUCUGAGAGAAGCAUCAGAGCAGGGAACUCACUCUCAAAGAGAACACAGCUGACCUUUGAGGGGCACAGUUCUGGGGGUAGAGGUGCUUUGUUUUCACCCUGCACUCUGUCCCCCAUGCUCCAGCCAUGUGAACUUUUUCCUCUGGUUGGAGGUCCUGGGCCAUGAACCUCUGUCUCAUGAUAAGUUGGGCAAAAUAACACAGAAGAUUAGAAAACUUAACAUAGCGCAUUCUCCCUUACACAGGGUCACUUGUUAGUGGCAGCCCCCUGCUUUGCUUGUCUACCUCAGCAAUUCAGAGUCAUCAACACUGCCUUAUGGCUCCAUAAGUCCUUCCUACCUUUUAUAAUCCCUCCCCUUUUCCAAUAGGGCUGUCAUUCUCUGGGAAAGACAAAAGCUACCUACUCUGUUCAUUCCAAGGGUUUUAUUCUCUUUCUUCCACAGCUUAUUGUAGGGUCUCUCCCGAUUGGAUGGGGGCCCCAAAUGGGCAAUGAUUGGGUGGAAGCCGGUGGGUGACACGGGCAGUGAAAAGAAUUCUCCUGGAGAUUGGAGAAUUCCAAUGUGUAAGGAGGCAGUGGGUGGGAGCUGUUUUUUCGGUUGUUGUUUUUAGAUGGGGAGGUGGGGGCAGAGGGAGAGAGAGAGAAUCUUAGGCCCCAUGUCCAGCAUGGAGCCCAACAUAGGACUCGAUCUCAUGACCCUUUGAUCAUGACCUAAGCUGAAAUCAAGAGUCUGAUGCUUAAUGGACUGAGCUACCCAGGCACCGGGUGGGGGCUGUUUUUAAAGAGGGAAGGUGAGGAGGUAUGGCAAUAUAUGGAAUUUUCCCUUUUUUGGUAACUGUGCCUGGUUGUAAACCCAUUGGUCAGUUAGGGCCUAUGGAUAUUUUGAGGUGGGUUGCCUGAUGGGCUUGUCUGUAUUCAGCCAGGGGUCACUGAAGGCCCUUUCUAUAUUACAUCACUCAAGCCUCUUUGCCUUAAAGUAGCCUCUAUAUUUAUCCUUGAUGCCCUCUAGCCUGACCCUUUGAGGAGGCUAAGACAUGGGUAUGAGGACAAUACAAGGUUUUAUUCACUGAUGAGCUUCUGUGGAAAAGUUUGUACCUCUACAUAAGUAUGAAAACUCUGCUUAUUGAGAUAAUGAGGAUCUUAAGUCUAUUGAAUUUCUUCCAUAUGUACAAUCUGAUAUAUUUUCUUGAUUUUUAAUAAACUGCCCGUUACCUUUUGUAACAAGCCUGUGACUUAAUUUUUUCCCCCCAAUCAAAGUGUAUACUAAGUUAAUUAACCUUUUUCAAGUAUAGCUUCAAAGCAUUUUAUAGCCCCAAACCAUCUCUAGGCCAGUGGGUUUUCUUUGCUGUCUACUAACUACAGUAUAUACUCAAGCACUGCUUACCUUCCACAUAAUCUAACCUUAUUUCCCAAAGACAUCCUGCAGUUUCUCACUUCGGCUUUUGCUCAUCAUGUUAGUUCCUCUCCCUGGACUGCCGUACUCCUCUAAACCCCUUCCCCUGUCUCCAACUCUCCACUGUCCCCUAUCAGGUCUGGUUUUCUGUAAGAAUCUAGAAAAAGGCAUUUCCUGUAAUAGUAUAAAAAUUUAAUCUGUGUUUGAACUGCUAAUGAUAAUUAUGUUAUAGCACUUUCUUUGUUGUAGCUCGUAUUAUAUUUAUUGGUCUAUUUACUUAACCCUUGGUGAAAUAGUAAGGUCUUUAAGAAAGAUGAUUUCUCAUAUUGCACAAAGUGGUUGGCAGGCACUCAGAUAUAUUGAAAUGGUAUUGAGAUAACUGGCUAGCAAUUUGGGGAAAGUGUCAGACUUCCCCCAUAUAUUAUAAACUCCAGAUGGCUUAAGUAUUUUUUUUUUCAAAAAUUUUUUAAAGAUUUUAUUUAUUUAUUUGACAGAGAGAGACACAGCGAGAGAGGGAACACAAGAAGGGGGGAGUGGGAGAGGGAGAAGCAGGCUUCCUGCGGAGCAAGGAGCCCUAUGUGGAGCUCGAUCCCAGGACCCUGGGAUCAUGACCUGAGCCGAAGGCAGCCACUUAACCAACUGAGCCACCCAGGCGCCCCUGGCUUAAGUAUUUAAACAUAAAACUCAAGAAGACAGAAACUUGUCAUUUUUAUGGUGUCUGACUAGCAACUGCCCUUUGAAGCUUCAUAAAAUUCACUAAAAUACCAAUGGCAUUAAGGUGAAGACUCAUAACCACACUGAAAAUAGACAACCAACCAAUCAAAUGCCAGAAUAUGAGAGGAAGUGACACUAGUUAUAAGGGCAAGUUGAACUGAGAUUUCAUUUUAGGAAGCAAAGAUGGCUUAAAAACCAAGGACCUUCACCAACCAGAAAAUAAGCAACCAUCCCUUUAUCCCGAGUUACUCUGAAGGUGUCCACAUCUGCUCCCAGCCUUUCUUUCCCUGUUAACAAAAGGCCGACCCUCCCCCAUCUCAGCUGUAAACUGGCCCCUCCACCCUUCUCAAGAAUGCAAUUCUACCAAUUCCUUUGUUUAUACAUUCAAUUUCUUCUUUAAAUUGAAAACUUCCAUUGAGAAAAAAGGUCAAGUCUUUCCCAUUUAAAAAGAACUCCAUUCCUUAUUCUCUUCCCCUAUCAAACCUCAAGAGUUGUCCAUAAUCUGUCAUUUCUUCACUUCCCUACUCACUCUUUAACCCAUAUCAUUCUGUCUUUCUGCACUUUACACCACCAAGAGUCUGUGUUAAGAAUACCAUCAAGCUCAGGGCGCAGGGGUGGCUCAGUCGGUUAAGUGUCUGCCUUCUGCUCAGGUCAUGAUCCCAGGGUCCUGGGAUCAAGCCCCAUGUCAGGCUCCCUGCUCAUGGGGGAGUCUGCUUCUCCCUUUCCCUCUGCCUGCUUGUGCUCUCUCUCAAAGAAUACUAUCAAAUUCCAACUCACUAAAUCCAGAGAACAAUUUUUAGUUUUCAUCUUGACCUGUCAGCCAAGCUUAACACUGUUGACUGCUUCCCACACUUGAAACACUCUUGCCUCGACUUCUGUGACAAAACACUCUAUUAUGAAAAAAUAAUCUCCAGGAAUUAUCUUCUACCAUCUUUGUACAAUAUUCCCCCCACAAUCUUUUUUUUUUUUUUUUUAACCUAGUGUAUUAUUUUGCUAGAGCUGCCAUAACAAAACCACAGUCUUGGUGGCUAUUGAACAAUGGGAAUUAAUUUUCUCUUAGUUCUUGUGGCUUUGAAGUACAAAAAUCAAGGUGUCAGCAGAUUUAGUUUCUCCUGAGGCCUCUCUCCUUGGAUUGCAGACGGCUGCCUCCUUGUUAUGUCCUCACAUGGUUUUACUUCUGUGUACACUCCCUCCUGUUGUUUCUCUGUAUGUCCAAAUUUCUUAUGAGACAGCAGUCAGAUUGGAUUAGGCCCCACUCUACAGUUCUUGUUUUAACUUAAUUGCCUCUUUAAAGGCACUGUCUGCAAAUACAGUCACAAUCUGAGGUACUAGGGCUUCAAAUACAAAUUUUGGAGGACAAUUCAACCAGUAACACCUAGCCAUUAAAUGUUGGAGUUCCUGAAGGUUCAUUUCUGGGUCCCUUUGUCCUUCCAUUCUGAACUCAAGGUUAUUUCAUCCAUUUAUAAAUGUGUGAGUCAUCUCAUAGCUAGCUCAGCU